AUGAACCUACAUGAACAAGAGCGAACCGAAGAUUUGCCCUUGACAUGGGCGAUUAUCACCUUUGUCCAGAAAGACACUAUUGGCAAUUCCACCUGGAUCAGAGCUAUCCCUAAUCGACUGCCCCAAAACGAGCGAAAUCUGUGGAUUGUGGGUCUCGAGGGAGGGCUGACCGAUAGCAGGAGGGAAAUCCGCUGGUCUAUUCGAAUCGAUCUAGAUGAAGAUGGGUUUCAUGUGAAUACUGAGAAGGCGUGGAAAAGGCUAAACCAGAAUCAGUGGGAAGGAGAAAACUGGAGAGUCCAAAAAGAUUGUCUCGAUCCUCCUGCAUUUUACAAGAGGGUCAGGCAGAGUUUCUACAACAGGACCGGCUAUUACGAUGAAGGGAGAUCUCAUGAAACCUCCGCCAAUAUCUUGAAGGGCAUGUUCAUAGGGGGGACGUAUGUCGACGAUGUCUAA
Aspergillus pseudonomiae is the source of this 453-nucleotide messenger RNA. RefSeq lists its product as uncharacterized. The record is from RefSeq and is a predicted model, not a curated record. NCBI's taxonomy places the organism in Eukaryota, Fungi, Ascomycota, Eurotiomycetes, Eurotiales, Aspergillaceae. The coding region runs from base 1 to 453 and encodes 150 amino acids. The transcript has a single exon.